CGGAAUAUUAUGAAGUUUGGAAAGAGGUUAAAAAACGAAUAUAGGGAAGGUUGGGCCGGAAAAUACAUAAACUACAAAAAAUUGAAACAGGAGCUUCAAAGUCAGACUUUUUCUGUUGGGGAUGGUAGCAAAAGCUUAGAAGAUUCAGAAGAAGAAUUUUUUUACUUGCUAUGUCAAGAGCUUGAGAGGGUUCUGGAUUUUUUUACUUCUCAGAAAAUAAUCACCCAAAAAAGACUAAAAACAGCUGUCCAACAAGUCUUUGAUUGUAAAGCCGAAGAAACAGAAACGCUUUUACAAGAACUAUGCUAUAUUCGCUCCAAUUUUAUUCACUUGGAAGAAUUUUUGGAUCUAAACUAUGCUGGUUUAAACAAAAUCUUAAAAAAGUAUGACAAACGGAUGCACUCGAACCUCUCCUUCAGUUUUUUUUCAAAUAUGUUACCACGUUAUAAAGUGUUCAGCACAAAGAAUCUAUUUCAGUCCGAAUGCAAGCAGAUCUCCGAGAUAAUAGAAAGUCUUGCGGCUGCAGCAGGUUUGAAGCUACUCGACCUUGAGCGCAAUCCCGAGGGCAAAUGCGUUGAGCAAGCCCUCACCAAGAACGACCCUGUCCUCUUGGCCAUGUGCACUAACGAGCUUUCUCUCAAGCAGUCCAGCCUGGAAGGCACUUUUUUAAGGGCUUGUCAACUCAAUGCAGUUGCCUGCGUCACUCACUUAGUGGAAUCUCUCGGUGUGAAGGUGGAUUGUAGAGACCCCGUUUCAAAACAAACAGGCCUUCAUCACGCCUGUACCGGGGGUUUUCUGCACCUAGUAAGAUAUUUGCUAUCGAAAAACAUUGAAGUCAACUGUAGAGACUUUCGCGGUCAGUCACCUCUUCUAUGCGCUGUUUUAAAUAAUCAUCCGGAAGUUGUAUUGUUGUUAGUGCACGAAUCCAACGUUGACCUGCAUCUGAUGGAUAAUGAAAUGAAGACGGCUCUUUACUAUGCGAUCACGCUGGAAAUGCAUAACAUACUCGAUAUAUUAAUUAAUAAGACCGACGUCAACCGCGUUUGCCAUGGCCUCCACGAGGAACUGCCGAUCUUUGUUGCCUCCCGUUUAGGGAAGGACAGAGUUCUCCAAAGUCUUCUUAAAAGUAAUGCGGAUGUGAAUACCUUGUCUUCCUCCGGCGAAAAUGCCCUCCACUUUGCAUGCAAGGCGGGCACCGUCGCUUGUUCCUCUCUGCUGAUCCAAACAGGAAUUGAAAUUAAUAGAAAAAAUUUGAAAAAUGGGCGAACCCCUCUUAUUGUGGCUGCUAGGAUGGGCCAUGCCGACUGCGUUCAGCUCCUCUUGGAGCACUUCUGCGACACAGGCAUACCAGAUAAUCAAAAUCUUACUGCUUAUGCAUACGCUGUUUACCGAAACAAAAGCUCUGUUGCAAGACUACUCAAACCUUUUGUUUCCCGGGAGUGUAGCUACAGCGAUUUACAGGACAUUCAGUGUACGCCAAAAAAAGAGCACUUUUCUGAUACCGGCAGUCAUCGGUCCGUUCACGUUUUAAAAAAAGAUGAGAAGUGCCUGCAGCUUAUUGUCGGACAGCAUACAGAAGCCCCCGCCUUCGAUUUGUAUCGGCUUUCCGAUGCCCAUUCGCUGAGGGCGCAGAUUAGAUGCAACGGGGAGAUGUGUUCGAAAUUCAACUUGCCGCUUGAGGACCCGCUUACAGUCGAUUGCCUCGUGUCUGUGCACGAGGCGUUCAACGUGGUAGUCGAGAUUAUUGACCGGGACAGCAUGGACUGCGUGGGAAGGUGCUGGAUCAUGCCUCCCGUAGAUAAGCAGAGCCACUACAUCCCCAAUAUAUCUGUGUUUGUUAUUGGAAACGACUUCAAACCCGUUGGAAAGUUUCACUACACGCUCUUGUUGAUAACGCCAUUUUUCCACGAGUCAAUGUCUUCUGACUUUCGCUCAUCUACUUAUGAGAACUUUCCGCUGAUUGGUCAUCGUGGCUCCGGGUCCAAUAAAACGGCUUUGCUGAAUACAAUGAAUAUCAGCGAAAACACGGUCUUGAGUUUUGUUACGGCCAAUCAGCGGGGUGCUGAGUAUGUGGAGUUAGAUGUCCAGCUCACCAAGGACAAAAUACCAAUCAUCUAUCACGACUACACCGUGAGUGAAACUGGCUUCAAUCUUCCUCUCAGUAGGCUUACCCUCAUAGAAUUUUUAGCGCUGAAAGACAACAAAAUCACGACUCCGCAGCCCAAGACGCUCUCUCGCAGCCGAAGCGAACACAGCCUGCUCGAGCACGAGGCUUUGAAGAUCAACGACUCUUUCCCUUCCCUAAAGAUGGGCCUGCUGGUUUCUCAUUUUUACCUGUACUUCUUAAUUUGGGCGCAACGAUCAGGAUGGCAGAACACGCCCACGAACAUUGGCUUCAACAUUGAGCUGAAGGUGCCACUAGAGGACGAGGCUGAGCGCGAGGGUAUCCCCAUGGUGGACCUGGACGACUACGGUGAGAAAGUGUUGGCUUGUGUGUUUGCAAAUGCUAAAGGCAGAAAGAUCCUGUUCUCCAGUUUCCAUCCAGAUGUUUGUUCCGUCUUUGCCAGAAAACAAAGCCGCUAUCCUGUUUACUUGCUAACAUCAGCGGGCUCCGAAAAUCAUUUGGACAUUCGUUGCAAUUCACUUCAGGGCGCCGUCCGAUUCGCCAAGUCCAAUAACCUUAGAGGCAUUGUUUCCAAGGGCGAACCUAUACUCGAAUGCCCCGAGCUCGUCGGCAUUGUAAAAUCGCUCAAUCUUGCUCUGAUCACGUGGGGAGACGAAAACAACAACGUCUCCAACGUGAGAUUGCAGCAGCUUUUGGGGGUAGACGCUGUCAUUAUGGACCACGUGGCUUGUGUGAAGAAAGGAUUGAGCUGAGCUACGGUUCUUUAGGAAGCCUGGACAAUGAAUCUAUCUCCUCGCAUCUAUAAUAAAAAUACUGUGAAUUAUGAUAUUUAGGUCGCACAGAGAUCUGUC
This is a messenger RNA of Zophobas morio, 2976 nucleotides long. RefSeq lists its product as uncharacterized. Lineage: Eukaryota; Metazoa; Arthropoda; Insecta; Coleoptera; Tenebrionidae. Gene Ontology annotation, molecular function: protein binding; glycerophosphocholine phosphodiesterase activity. Gene Ontology annotation, biological process: glycerophospholipid catabolic process. The transcript is spliced from 25 exons. The record is from RefSeq and is a predicted model, not a curated record. Bases 10 to 2877 code for a protein of 955 amino acids.